AUGGCUACCAACGACAGCAAUUUCACUGUAACAACAACAACAGAUGCAAGUAGUUGGUAUACAGUAUCAUUCAUUGCUAACCGAAUUAAAUUUUGGAUUCUCUUUGCUCUACAACUCUGUGCGGUUCCAUGUUAUCUCUAUAUAUUCUAUAAGUUUGCUUACAAAAAACGGCUUUUUCACAAUAUUCAACAUCAUGUCACCCUUCUUCUUCUUAUUGUUUCAUUUCUAUUCGUUACGAUCAAUCUUCCACUAUCGCUUUCCUAUAUGUACACCUCGUACGUUUACCCAUCUAGUUACUUGUACUGUACAUUGUGGAAUUGGCUCCAUUAUUCCUUAAACAUUAUCAAUCUUUUCCUCAUGGGCUUUGCCAGUCUUGAACGCAAUUGGCUAAUCUUCUAUCCGAAAUUGACCGCACAGAGAUGUCGUCGAUUUCUCUUUCACUAUUGUCCAUUGAUAUUCUGCGUAAUCUAUCCACCAUUCUUCUAUUUCGCGGCGAUGUUUAUUCAUAAAUGCCAAGCAUAUUAUGAUUACACUCAAUUAUUAUGCACUUGGCCGUGCUAUUUUUAUAAUUUACAAUGGACAAAUUUUGAUCUAUUCUUCAAUAACUAUACGCCACUAUGUUCAAUUCCAGUAUUUUGCUGUGUGUUGUACAUUCGGGUUUUGAUACAGAAAAACAAGUUAAAACAACAAAGAUUCAAAUGGAAACGUGACAAAAAACUCAUUCUUCAACUUUGGUCACAAUCGAGUUUAUAUUUAGCCAUGUGGAUGCCAUUGCAGUUGGCAGGAUUAAUUAAUCUUUACUGGGAUCCAUUAUUUCUGCUUCAAGAUCAAAUAAAUUAUAUGUAUUUGUUUCCUUAUUUAAUCCAUCUAUUGUAUCCCGCUACCAUUUUGAUUAGUUUUCAUCACGAAAUUCCGUCUAUUCGAAAAGUCACAGGCACUGUGGUGCCAAUGCAAACCUUUCGAAUAGCUAAUAUCAAAUAA
Messenger RNA from Adineta ricciae, 981 nucleotides. The record is from the annotation of a GenBank genome assembly. Lineage: Eukaryota; Metazoa; Rotifera; Eurotatoria; Adinetida; Adinetidae.